UUGCUUCAGGAGGAGUGGAUGCUGCUGAGUCAGCAACAGAAGGAUAUCUGUGGUUCCGAAAAGCUGGUGGCUCCACUAGGGAAAAACAAGAUGGGCUACAUGGAAGAAAGGGACUCACGAAGUCCAGCAGGAGAAGCCGGACGGGACCUGCCCCCGCAGAAGAAAGCCUGUCUUUCCCACUUCAGCACUGAGCAUGGCAACACUGAGAUAGACUGUGCAGGAAAAAGCAAAAAACCCUUGAAACCCCGCUCUAUCCAGAAGUCUUGGUUUACGCAGUUCCCAUGGUUGGUCAUGAAUGAGGAGCAGACGGCUCUCUUUUGCUCUGCUUGCCGAGAAUACCCAUCUGUCAGGGACAAACGGUCAAGAUUAAUAGAAGGUUAUACAGGACCAUUCAAGGUGGAGACUCUCAAAUAUCACGCCAAGAGCAAAGCUCACCUGUUCUGCGUCAAUGCCUUGGCAGCACGGGACCCCGUCUGGGCGGCCCGUUUCCAGAGUGUCCGAGAGGAAUGUGGAGAUGUCCUGGCCAGCCCGGAGCACCUCUUCAUGGCAGAGUACCCCAUACUGUACCCUCCGGGGGCUCUGGGAGUCUAUGAUAACAUGGCCCAGCUCCUGCCCAGCACAGGGGCUGAACCGGAGGACCCCAGGGGGAAUGGAGCAGUUCCUACACUGUAUCUAGACUGCAUUCCUGAGUUGAGGCAAAAAGAAAUUGCUGUUGAUGCCCACAGCUCCUCAAAGGUCAACAUUUUGCACGAUGAUGCUGCUGAACCCUGUGGCCAGGACCCGCCGCUGCCAAACCAAACCUGAUCUCAAAACUGGAACGCCGAGCUGCACCCUGGAUCAAGGACCCAAACGGGCCGAAGUGGGGGAAAGGUUGUCCUCCAGGGAAGAAGAAGAUGGGGGCCAGAAGAGAGGCAGACACACAAGCCUUGCCUAUAGACUCUCCCGUGCCUCCAGCAGCUCCUCUGGAGACACGUAACUCCUACUGCAAUUCCAGCCUUCGUGCAGUCGGAGCAGAUGGCCCUGGGAUGAUCAAGAGGACAUACAGACCCCGUUCCAUUCAGAGGUCAUGGUUUGGGCAGUUCCCGUGGUUAGUAAUUGACCCGAAGGAGACCAAGCUCUUCUGCUCAGCUUGCAAAGGAAGACCGAGUCUCCACGACAAGUCGUCCCGGUUAGUCCAAGGUUACACGGGGCCUUUUAAAGUGGAGACUUUAAAAUAUCACGAGGUCAGCAAAGCACACAAGCUCUGUGUCAACACUGUCGAAAUCACGGAGGACGCGCCUCCUGCCGCGCUGGUCCCGGAGAUGUCCAGCGACCUGAUGGCGAGCAUGGGCUACCUCUUCAACGCUGCCUACUCCAUUGCGUACCAUUCGCGGCCCCUGAACGACUUUGAGAAGAUCCUGCAACUCCUCCAGAGCACCGGGACCAUGAUUUUGGGCAAGUACCGGAAUCGCACGGCCUGCACGCAGUUCAUCAAGUACAUCUCCGAGACCCUGAGGAAGGAGAUCCUGGAGGAUGUUCGAAACUCGCCGUGCGUGAGCGUGCUGCUGGACCGCUGCACGGACGCCUCGGACCAGGCCUGCGUGGGGAUUUAUCUCCGCUACUUUAAGGGGACGGAGGUGAAAGAGUCGUACAUCACCUUGGCCCCUCUCUACAGUGAGACGGUGGACGGCUACUUUGAGACCGUGGUCUCUGCCCUGGAUGAGCUGGACAUCCCCUUCCGGAAGCCCGGCUGGGUGGUGGGCCUGGGAACCGACGGCUCCGCCGUGCUGAGCAGCAGAGGGGGCCUGGUGGAAAAGUUCCAAGAGGUCAUCCCCCAGCUGCUGCCCGUCCACUGUGUCGCCCACCGGCUGCACCUGGCCGUGGUGGACGCGUGUGGGGGCAUUGAUCUGUUGAAGAAGUGUGACCGGCACAUUCGCACGGUCUUCAAGUUCUAUCAGUCCUCGAGCAAGAGGCUGAGCGAGCUGCAGGAGGGCGCGGGGCCCCUGGAGCAGGAGAUCCUCCGUCUCAAGGACCUGAACGCCGUGCGCUGGGUGGCCAGCAGGAGGCGCACGCUGAACGCGCUCGUCGUGAGCUGGCCGGCCCUGGCUCGGCACCUUCAGGCUGUGGCGGAAGCGGGGGGCCAGACCGGGCACAGGGCCAAGGGCCUGCUGAAGCUGAUGAAGAGCUUCCACUUCGUCAAGUUCUGCCACUUCCUUUUGGACUUCCUGAGCAUCUACAGGCCCCUGUCGGAGGUGUGCCAGAAGGAGAUGGUGUCGAUCACAGAGGUGAACUCGGCGCUGGGACGGGCCUACGUAGCCCUGGAGGCCCUGCGUCACCAGGCAGGUCCCAAGGAGGACGAGUUCAAUGCCGGCUUCCGAGAGGGGCGGCUGCACGGCAUCUCCCUGGACAGACAGGAGGGGGCGGGGCAGCGCUUCCGGACGGACCGGGAGAAGGUGAUCGUCACGGGGAUCGAGUACCUCCAGCGAAGGUUUGACAUGGCCCGGCCCCCGCAGCUCAAGAACAUGGAGGUGUUUGACACUGUGGCCUGGCCAAGUGGGCUGGAACUGGCCAGUUUCGGGAACGAGGAUAUUCUGGCCCUUGCCAGGUCCUUCGAACUCUCGCUCCCCGCGGGAUACAGCAAGGAGGCGCUCCUGGAGGAGUGGCUGGGCCUGAAAGCCAUGGGCAGGAACCUCCCGUUCUCGAUGCUCUGUAAGAACGCCCUGGCACAGGGCUGCCGCUUCCCCCUGCUGAGCAGGCUCGUGGCCGUCGUGGUCUGCGUGCCCGUAUCCACCGCCUGCUGCGAGCGGGGCUUCAGUGCCAUGAACCGGAUCAGGACGGAUGAAAGGACCAAGCUCUCCAACGAGGUGAUCAACAUGCUCAUGAUGACAGCGGUGAACGGGGUGGCCGUCACGGAGUACGACCCACAGCCCGCCAUCCAGCACUGGUACCUGACCUCCUCCGGCCGGCGGUUCAGCCAAGUCUACGCAUGCGCCCGAGUGCCGCCCCGCGCCCAUGCACGAGCGGGGCUCAGGAAGGAGAAGACGGGGCCACUCUAUAUGGAGGAGGCUGUGACCCAGAAGCCACCCAUUCCAACCUACAGGGAGCCAGCGGAGAUCCCGAAGGACUGCAUUGCGGACCCUCCUGACAGACUCCUGUACCCCCAUACCAGCCAAGAGGCCCCUGAGCUGUCCUGACAGAGAGCUCCCAUAGGAGCAGGACUCCUAGGGAUUGCCUUGGAGACCCCCCUGCUGCCCUGCCCCUUGGAAUCGUGGUGACAGGCUCUCUGCAGAAUCUAGGCUGCCCUAGAAUCUUCCUUUUCGGGGACUCUCUAAGUACCAGGAAGUGGGCAGUGACAAGACGGUUAAGCCCACCUCCCAGAGAGGCAGGGUAAUCAGGAGCACAAGCCUGUUUACCAAGGCCCCUCUCUAAGCAGCAGUGACCCCACAGCACUGAAACAGGCAGAAAGGUUCCCAUCUCAGAUUCAUCUUCAAGGUGCUUCAGGAAAUGAUCCUAUCAGGAAAGACAUCAUCCCAUGUUCUGGGGGCAAGAGGACUUCUCUGAAAUGGGAGAGACUGUUGGGGGUAAGGGCUAAAAGGAGCAUCCCAGCCCCCCAGGAUGGUGCCGGAGCAUUCCAGGGAGGCGGUGGCACGGAAGAGGUGCCUGGGGACCGGCGGAGGGUGACCAGGCUCUGGGGACAACUGGCCUGGCUCUGGGUAUGUCACCCUGGCUCCAUGGCAGACACAGGGAAGCCUCCACUACAGACGGGAGACUCACAGCAGAGAAUUCCUCCCCCUCCUCCCAGGGCCUCCCUUAGGAUGAGCCAAGCAAAACCCUCUACACAAAGCCCUCAAGAGAGGCCACCUUCCUGUUGCCCCAGGACCACGGAGGAAAGUCUUUCUGGGGAUGAGCUGCUGCCUCUCACCGGUGGCAGCCCUUCUGUGUGACCUGCACCAGUGCUGGACGUGAGCCCGGGCUCCGGAGGGGCGGACACGUUCCACGCUUGCCCCGGGGAGGCUUGCGGUCCAGCCCCAGCUCUGCUGCAGGCAGAGGUUCAACCAUAAUUAAUCCCAUCCUCUUUUCUGUGCCUCGAUUUCCCUCUCCGUGACAUGGCAGCAGAGAAUCCAAGUGCCUGCUGGCUCCUGGUCUGCAGACGGUGCCUCCAGCUCCCAUAAAGACAGACAUUGGGUGGCACAGAGUGGACUUAGCUGCCUUCAGCCCUUGUCCUUGUCCCUUGCUACCAAUGUCCUUACUGUGGGAAGAUGUGCUCCCUACGUGUGCCACUCUUCCCAAAGUUGCUCUGGGACCCAGCCUAGGAAUCACUAGGGGUGCUUGUUAAAUAUGGCCCCCCCCAUACCUGCCUGAUCAGAUCCGUGGGACUGGGGCUCAGGGAUGGUGCAUUGUCCGCAGGAUCCUCCAGGAACUUUGUGGGCCCUCUCAAACUUGAGGACCCCCACCCCAUCUCCCCUGCCUCCCAGAAGUAAAGCACUUUCCCCUCCAGGGCAGCUUCAUUUUAGGGGCAGGAUCUGAGGCUGCUCACCUGGGGGGAUGAUGUGGGGCCUAGGUCCUACCUUCCCAACCAUGGGUGGGAAAUGGGGAGGCUAGAGGGAAAAGCUUCUUCGCCCCCCACUUUUCGAGUUUCAUACAGGCCAGAAGUGGUGCUGCGUCCCAGCCUCGCACCUGGCAACCCUGUCCUGUGCUCCAAGUACAAGGUGUCUGGCCCUCAGCCAGCAGUCUGUCCUUCUCCCAGUCCUAGGGUGGUGCUGGGAUCCAGUGUCCCCCAGUACCUGAUGUUUCCGACUCUCCCUUCCUGCCACCCACCCUUAGCAUUUAGCCUUAGUGCCCUCGCCUUCCUGUUUUCAGCUGUGGGCUGGAAUUCGCCCUCACUCUCCGCCUUUAAUUUAGCCUGUGGAAAUGUCUCUCUCCCAGUCCCCUGGUCUGGGGUCUGAGGUAUACCACGGGCCCCUGCAGCUACAGCUGUGGCCACCCCAUGGAGAUAGGAGCCUGGCCCUCCCUCCCCCAUCCACGUAAGGUUCUAUGGGGAGUUCAGGGAUCUGCCCGAGGCUAGGUGUUGUGGGCGUGAGUUGGUGGGAUGGAAGAGAGAAAGACCCUUCAAAGUGGGGGUUGUCACCCUACACCCUAUUCCUAGAUUCCAAAUUGAGGUGACUUUCUGGCAAGCCUCCUCCCCAUGGCCUCUUCCAUUCUUUAAGAAUCCUCAGAGCAUGAGGCCAGUCCCUCCAGCAGUGUUGUGUGUGAGUUCCAUACACACAAUGCCCUGUGCCGCUCUAGGCACGGAGGUGGAGGCCAGGUAGGGAAGCAUCUGGCCUCCACAUCCACGUACUAAGGAAGACCGCACUGCCGGCUUUUGAGAAGGCUGGGCCCCUUGGAGGAGGCGACUAAAAACGCAGUUUGUCAUAGAGAUUUGCACUAUCCACAUUUCUCUUGGGGCGCAGGCGUGCUAGCUAAUGGCGAAGAGGACUAGCCACCUUUUUGUGCAGGACCCAGGGCUGACACGCGGUGAGCACCAGCCUGAACUCUGUUUUGUUUCAAGACACUCCCUGCAUUUCAAACCCAGCGCCUGGAGAUGCCCUUGUUGGAGAGCCAUCCUAUUUUUGCCUUGCAAGAGAGCAAACUGAAGGGCACGGGGAAUAGAAGGGUCGAGGCGCUGGCCAGAGUCCUAGCUACGCCUCCACCCUCCUUCCCCUCUUGUAAUCUUAAUAGCAUCUCCUCUGAUCCUGGCAUCCCCCCAUCCCUACCCCCACCCCAUAACUGCAGCCCACAGCGUCUGACGUUCUGAAUUAACCGGCACUAUAACAGAUGGUUGAUUCCAGUAGCCAUA
Messenger RNA from Enhydra lutris kenyoni (northern sea otter), 5815 nucleotides. Its product is annotated as zinc finger protein 862. The record is from RefSeq and is a predicted model, not a curated record. The transcript is spliced from 5 exons. NCBI's taxonomy places the organism in Eukaryota, Metazoa, Chordata, Mammalia, Carnivora, Mustelidae. Gene Ontology annotation, molecular function: protein dimerization activity. Bases 894 to 3173 code for a protein of 759 amino acids.